Messenger RNA from Uranotaenia lowii, 1952 nucleotides. RefSeq names its product CAAX prenyl protease 2-like. The record is from RefSeq and is a predicted model, not a curated record. NCBI's taxonomy places the organism in Eukaryota, Metazoa, Arthropoda, Insecta, Diptera, Culicidae. The transcript is spliced from 2 exons. Gene Ontology annotation, molecular function: metalloendopeptidase activity. Gene Ontology annotation, cellular component: endoplasmic reticulum membrane. Gene Ontology annotation, biological process: CAAX-box protein processing. Bases 249 to 1145 code for a protein of 298 amino acids.
AACAGAACCAAAAAAUUUUCCAUUUUCAGAAACUCGAAUGCGAUUUUUCAACUUUUGCGGGUCACAAAUAUUCUUUGAACAUACAAGGGUGGCCAGAAGAGCUCUGAGACGGUGUUUUCGUUAAAAAAAACGGCAAAGUGGAUAACCUAGUGUAUCUGUUGGCCCAUUGGAAUCUGUUUGCUCGCAUCUGGUUAGCCGCCCAGCAGCCAGUAGUUUUCGACGAAGACCCCCACGCAUCGACAACCCAGAUGGAGCAAGAUGUUAAGUUUCCUCCGGUCGACACCGCCUCUGAAGAUGUGCACCUGCCGGCGGUAAUUUCCGUUGGAGCUUGUUUUACUAUUGCCGUCAUCUAUGUUGCCAGUUUGUACGUGUGGAAGUCGAAACAUGAUCGGGAUCAUCCCUCCACCAUCAAAAGGCGUUUUUGCAGCGUGUUCGUUGUAAUGCUGAUCGCUCCAAUCUUUGUGUGGGCUCUGUCGUCGGAUUUCGUUGCCCAUCGAUAUACCAUGUGGCAGAUAAUGGGCUUCCGAUUGGAGGGCUUAGUGACCGCGAUUAUGCUUCCGCUAGUGCUGACGGCUACGCUAUUUUGCGGACCGCUCAGCGUAACCCUUUGUAACGGAUUGUGGCGCAUCUAUUCAGAGCCAAUGUACUGGGUCCAAGCCGUCCAAAACCUAAUGUGGUUGAGAAACCAUCUGGUGGCACCUCUGUCGGAGGAAUUUACAUUCCGGGCUUGCAUGCUGCCUCUGUUGUUGCAAACUUUUCGACCUCAUACUGCCAUGCUGAUAACGCCACUGUUGUUUGGUUUGGCUCAUUUGCACCAUAUCAAGGAGCGGCUCAGGGACGGAACACCCUUGCGCAUCGUUCUCACCGUAUCGUUUUUCCAGUUUUUCUAUACCACCAUUUUUGGCAUUUAUUCGGCAUAUCUAUUCAUCAGAACUGGACACUUUGCGGCACCAUUUGUAGCGCACGCAUUUUGUAACCACAUGGGUUUCCCCGAUGUGCCGGAAGUGCUCAACCAGACAAACCCUCGAAAAGCCAUCUUCCUAAGCCUGUACGUGCUGGGGUUGGUUGGAUGGAUUUUGCUACUGCCAACGCUUACCACUCCCGGCUGGUAUGAGAACAACCUUUUCUGGUCUGGAGACACGUGAACGAACGAACGAACCAUUUAUAACGUAGAAAGGUUUUGUUUUAUUAACGUCAUGAAAUAGGAUCUCCAGUAAGAUGCACAAAAGGACAGAAACCCGUGCUUUUAAUGUUUGCCAUUUAAUAUUCCUUGUGUAUCGGGAAUUUAAGGUUUCAGCUAUGCGGGUUAACCAAUUUAGUUGCAUUAACAAUAGGACAUUUGAUAUUAUGGAAAUACACAUGUUAUAUAAAUACUUUUUGUAGGUUAAAAAUAAUCACUGUUUUGCUGCUUGAAAGCUCUUUCCUCUACCUAGCGAGUAGUUUAAGAUUCAAUUUAUUGUUCAUUAUGAUGAUUUUCUUAGAAGAAAAAAAAUAAACGACAAAUUAGCAGUUUUUCAACUAUUCGAAACAUGUUCUGGUUUUUUUUUAUUUGUCGCUUGCCUUUUAACUUUUCGAUAAUGUCGUCUAUGUUAUUAAACUUGAUUUUGAAGGAAUUUUGAAGGUCUUUAGUUUAAGUCUACCGUUGGAUUGUCGGUUUCAAAUUAGUCUGCGAUGCGAGUGAAGUUUCUCGGAGUCAUAUAAAAAAGUCGUAGUCACGUGACUAUUGUUGGCUUCUCCGAGAGGCGACUCACUCCAGGUGACUUAUAGUUCAUUAUGCUCCGGAGGCGAACAAACAACACAUGUUUAUUUCGACGUUCCAGAGACAUUAAACCAGAUUUAUCGGGUUCACCAUGCGAACUGUCAAACAUUUAAGGAAUAUGGAAAUAUUCAUGCAAGAAUAAGGUGACUUUUAAAAAACCAAGUCACUUCACGUCACUCGCCUCGCAGAAUAA